UUCACGCCCGCCUAGGCAGUGCGGUCCCCGCCUGACCGCCCCGGGCUUAAGGGAUCCUGGCUAGGCCGGCAGCCGGAGGUUCCCGCGGCUCGGGGCCGGCCAUGCUUCGCGGUCCGUGGCGCCAGCUUUGGCCCUUUCUCCUGCUGCUGCUGCUGCUCCUGGGCGGGCCUGAGCCCCUCGGCGCCUCCAGGCCGUGGGAGGGAACCGACGAGCCGGGCUCGGCCUGGGCCUGGCCGGGCUUCCAGCGCCUGCAGGAGCAGCUCAGGGCGGCCGGUGCCCUCUCCAAGCGGUACUGGACGCUCUUCAGCUGCCAGGUGUGGCCCGACGAUUGUGACGAGGACGAGGAGGCAGCCGCGGGGCCCCUGGGCUGGCGUCUUCCUCUGUUGGGCCAGCGGUACCUGGAUCUCCUGACCACGUGGUACUGCAGCUUCAAAGACUGCUGCCCCAGAGGGGAUUGCAGAAUCUCCAACAACUUUACAGGCUUAGAGUGGGACCUGAACGUGCGGCUGCAUGGCCAGCAUUUGGUCCGGCAGCUGGUCCUAAGAACAGUGAGGGGCUACUUAGAGACGCCCCAGCCAGACAAGGCCCUUGCUCUGUCGUUCCACGGCUGGUCUGGCACAGGCAAGAACUUCGUGGCACGGAUGCUGGUGGAGAGCCUGUAUCGGGACGGGCUGAUGAGUGACUGUGUCAGGAUGUUCAUCGCCACCUUCCACUUUCCUCACCCCAAAUAUGUGGACCUGUACAAGGAGCAGCUGACGGGCCAGAUUCGGGGGACGCAGCAGCUCUGCCGCCAGACCCUGUUCAUCUUCGAUGAAGCCGAGAAGCUGCACCCAGGGCUGCUGGAGGUCCUUGGGCCACACUUAGAACGCCGGGCCCCUGAGGGCCACAGGGCUGAGUCUCCAUGGACUAUCUUUCUGUUUCUCAGUAAUCUCAGGGGCGAUAUAAUCAAUGAAGUGGUCCUAAAGUUGCUCAAGGCUGGAUGGUCCCGGGAAGAAAUUACGAUGGAACAUCUGGAGCCCCACCUCCAGGCGGAGAUUGUGGAGACCAUAGACAAUGGCUUUGGCCACAGCUGUCUUGUGAAGGAAAACCUGAUUGACUACUUCAUCCCCUUCCUGCCACUGGAGUACCGUCACGUGAGGCUGUGUGCACGGGAUGCCUUCCUGAGCCAGGAGCUCCUGUAUAAAGAAGAGACACUGGAUGAAAUAGCCCAGAUGAUGGUGUUUUUCAUUUCUAACAACCACAUGGCCCCACCUGGACCUGCCAACCAGUUCUGUGGCCCCCACCUAGGAACUGACUCAGCAGAAGAGAACAGCUUCGAUUCCCCACGAUUUUACUCACCAAAUUAUCCUUAAAAACUCUGAUCCCCAAGUUUUCUGAGACUUAUUUGAGUAGCAAGACACCGGUCUCCCGCACAGCCAGCUCUGCGUGAAUUAUUCUUUGGCCAUCGCAGUUCUUCUGUCUUGAUAAACUGGCUCUGUCUAGGCAGUGGGCGAACUCAUCCCAGUACUUUGGAAGGCCGAGGCGGGUGGAUCACUUGAGGUCAGGAGUUCGGGAUCAGCCUAGCCAACAUGGUGAAAGCCCAUCUCUACUAAAAAUACAAAAAUUAGCUGGGCACGGUAGCACGCAUUUGUAGUCCCAGCUACUUGGGAGGCUGAGGCAGAAAAACGGCUUGAACCCAGGGGUGGAGGUUGCGGUGAGCCGAGAUCGUGCCAAUGCACUCCAUCCUGGGCAACAGAGGGAAACUCCGUCUCAAAAAAAAAAAAAAAAAAAAAAAAAAUCGUAAGUCAAAUCACAUUGAGAGAUUCUUGCAAGAUUCUAAAAAGACUUUCUAGACAACCAAAAAUGAGUGGGAGAAAAGGACUGAAGGUGGAAUGGGAGGAGGUGUAUAAACUGCUGCUUACCAGCCAUUUUAAUUGGGCCUCACGUAUGCACAACUUGUGUAUAUUCUACCCAUACCUGUUAAGGUUACUUCUAAAAGCAAUAACUCAUUCAUAAAAACUUGGAGACCACGUCAAACAAGAAGAGCAUGUUAUCCUGUGAGGUUCUACACCUACUCCAUAAAUGCUGCAUUGACCCAGAACACUUACAACUUACUUGGAGUUGUCCUCAGAAUGGAUUUUGAGAGAAUUAAAUUUCACUUGACAGUCGCUUCAUGUUGAAGACACACAAACAAACACAUUACCCACCUUAUGCACAGCAGCCUGGACUCCAGAUGAUGCCUUUUGUUCACUUCCAAAAAUGUAAUCCAUCAAAGGAUGAGUAUUCACCCCCACAGAGGACAUUCUAAAGAAUGUGCCAGGCUGGGUGUGGUGGCUCACACCUGUAAUCCCAGCACUUUGGGAGGCGGAGGCGGGUGGAUCACGAGGUCAGGAGAUCGAGACCAUCCUGGUUAACAUGGUGAAACCCCAUCUCUACUAAAAAUACAAACACUUAGCCAGGGGUGGUGGCGGGCGCCUGUAGUCCCAGCUGUUAGGGAGGCUGAGGCAGGAGAAUGGUGUGAACCCGGGAGGCAGAGAUUGCAGUGAGCCGAGAAGGCGCCACUGCACUCCAGCCUGGGCGACAGAGCAAGACUCAGUCUCAAAAAAAAAAAAAAAAAAGGCCGGGCGUGGUAGCUCACGCUUGUAAUCCCAGCACUUUGGGAGGCCGAGGCGGGCGGAUCACGAGGUCAGGAGAUCGAGACCACGGUGAAACCCUGUCUCUACUAAAAAUACAAAAAAAAAAAAUUAGCCAGGCAUGGUGGCGGGCGCCUGUAGUCCCAGCUACUUGGAGAGGCUGAGGCAGGAGAAUGGCGUGAACCCGGGAGGCGGAGCUUGCAGUGAGCCGAGAUCGCGCCACUGCACUCCAGCCUGGGCGACAGAGCGAGACUCCGUCUCAAAAAAAAAAAAAAAAAAAAAGAAUGUGCCAGAGGGAUGCUUGCUAAAAUCAGCUUCAGCUUCUUUACCUUAUAGACAUCUGUAUUACGUAGAGAGAAAGAAAUGCUGCUUAGAUUCUCUGUCAACUAAAUCAUGGGAGAAACACUCCAAUCUCCAGCCUACUUUGCCAAUAAAAUAUUGCAACCUUUAUUUAAAACAAAACACAACUUGGCAAACCUUGUGAGAAGACAGAGAGAGCAGUCCCUUUCAAGGGCUUCAUUUAUUUACAUCAAGUUUAACACUGUUAGCAGUUCACAGUCAGACAACAGAUGGAGAGAAUUAAAUUAGAAAAACAACUGAAAAUAUAUUACAAUAACAAUUAAGAACAAAUACCUGACAACACUGGUAAUGUGACCCACGAUUGAUGUGUUUUUAGUUAAAUCCCACAUUGUCUCACUAUGUCCCCUUAGCAAUGCAUACAGUGCCCGAUGCUCCAAACCUCACCCUCUGUGCACCACAUACACACCUGCAGGGCGGGACCUUUGGUAUAAACGUUCAACGAGUUUUAAAGAAUCUGAAUCCGCAUGUUUUGGGACAAAGUUCUGUCAACCACCAUGAAAUGUUUAAACUUAUUUUUCCUAAGCGAGCAUAAAACUGGGGUUUGUCCAGUGACAGUCAUUAGAGAAUCAGACUGAAGAGAAGAAAAACUGCAGGGUCUGGGAGGAGAUGGGGGUUCUGAGUAUACGUCAACAGCUAAGUCAGCCUGUUCACAGUCAACACACCAACCACGCUGCUGCUGUUCAUCCAAGGAAAGAUCUGAGUGAUUCCUCUUUUACUUACUCCCCCUUUCUUCAUGGGCACGACAGCAGUGCACGUGCACUUAUGGACACAAACGCACACACACCAGCUAUACAGAUCUGAGAUGAGAGGGGUUUCAAACAUAUGCCCUAAAGAACCAUCAACAAGUAUCUCAUUGUUCUUUCUAGUUUCUGAAUACUAAUUGACAACUGGCCUAAUCAUGGUGAUUUCUCAAGAUCUCAAGAAAUUCCUCUCAAAACAUAAUGGAGUCCAAGUGGCCACAGUGAAAAAUUGCUGUCAAAAUGGAGGAGAGCUGGUUUCUCUGGCCCUCAUCUGCCAGAAACAUCUCUGUUUCCUGGCCUUCAUUUGCCAGAAACAUCUCUGUCUCCUGGCCUUCUUGCCACUCACAAUACCUGGUAUGGUACUUCUGAAUUGUGCAGAACAGUAUCUGAGGUUUACUGUUGAUGACCCUAAAGCAUUCCCAGUCCUGCAAAACCUUCUGAAACAACAAUUUGCAUAUUCUUUUUAUUGUGUUAUAAUUGCUGAAAAUUAAGUAUAUAUAUAUAUAUAUAUAUAUGCGAAAAUUUAAGUCUCAUUCUCCAACUAAAGUUUAUGGUGCCUAAUUACAUGAUUUAAAACUCCCAUUCUGAGAUUCCGAAGCAAAUCUAAGCAAGUUCCGACUACACAAACUCCUUGUAUUUCCUUUCAUAAAGCCUGCUAGCAUUCGACAGUUUGCCUCCAGCGUGUCUUAAAAGGUUACUUAGCAUGCUCGGAGACCUCAGCUUCUGAGAGUUCAGCUCAGUAGCCUGGAGUGACAGGUAGGACCCUGAAAAUUUGCUAAUGCAAGUACAAUGAUGAGCAAAGAAUCUUCCAGAACAGACAUAGAUGACAUGUAUCACAAUUCUGCUCCAGAUAUGGUGUGGUCUGAGGACAGUGCUGUGCCUGGCCUUUCCCCUUCAACAUGCCAGAGUGAACAGGGCUUUGCUACUCUGCUCAGGUUAAAAGGUAAGAUUUUUCUAGGAGAGGUAAACAAUUUCAAAGUUAAGAGAUGUACAUGGGGAUGAAGAAGUAAGUGCACUUGGAGGGAAGGGUCUGGCGAGACCUCGCCAGGUGGGCUUGAGAAAUGCAGCAACUGCCAAGUGAACACUCUCAGGAAACCACUUCACAUGGGGGAUUCUCACAGAUGCAGGAUCUGGCCACUGCCACCUGAGAAGCUUGUGUCUACCAGUUCUAGUUCAAUAAUCAUGCAAAAUCAACCCAGCUGACAAGUCUUUUCCUCUGUGAGACUCAUGAAACCCAUUUUUGAAAGCACAAAUCUCCAAAGGUGGCCUCUCAGCAGUUUCUGCCAUUCCAAGUCAGCUUUGAAUCAUGACGUGCCAUAGGACUCCUUACCUGGGGAGAAGUAUGGGAUCUUCUUAUCUUGAUCCCACAGGGUGAAGCCUUCCCUAAUUUUCCGUCCUUUGGAUCUAGGAUAUUGAGUCAGAAAUGAAGGUAUCAUCUUUUUUUUUUUUCUUCUUAACGUGUCUCACUCUGUCACUUAGGCUGGAGUGCAGCGGCGCGAUCUCAGCUCA
Symphalangus syndactylus (siamang) is the source of this 5221-nucleotide messenger RNA. It is a transcript of the gene TOR3A, whose product is annotated as torsin family 3 member A. The record is from RefSeq and is a predicted model, not a curated record. Gene Ontology annotation, cellular component: nuclear envelope; endoplasmic reticulum lumen. Gene Ontology annotation, molecular function: ATP hydrolysis activity; ATP binding. NCBI's taxonomy places the organism in Eukaryota, Metazoa, Chordata, Mammalia, Primates, Hylobatidae.